Messenger RNA from Sabethes cyaneus, 1559 nucleotides. Its product is annotated as rRNA N6-adenosine-methyltransferase ZCCHC4. Lineage: Eukaryota; Metazoa; Arthropoda; Insecta; Diptera; Culicidae. Gene Ontology annotation, cellular component: nucleolus; cytoplasm. Gene Ontology annotation, biological process: rRNA methylation. The transcript is spliced from 4 exons. The coding region runs from base 72 to 1559 and encodes 495 amino acids. The record is from RefSeq and is a predicted model, not a curated record. Gene Ontology annotation, molecular function: rRNA (adenine-N6-)-methyltransferase activity.
UCGCCUGGUUUUCUAUCCGCCGAACUAUAUGUAUAGUAACUAUAGUUCAUCGUUCACCGACCGCAUGCGGCAUGUUUUGUUUUGUUUGUAGAAGUCAACUGAAGGCAGGUGAAAUUUUGAAGUCGGUGUUUUAUAUGAACUGUUUAAUAAUGGCGUCUCUCACCUUGAUACUGGAUGACCUCAAUGAAAAUCCUAUUUGUAAACAUGGUCCAACAGUGUUAUUUCAAAGAAAUGAUGCAAGUGGGAAAGUUGUUAGUAGGUACUACGGGUGUAGUGCAAGUAGAAAUGGAACAUGUGCGUUGGAAUUACCAGCUAGUCAAAUCAUCACCUCUAAAACGUUCUACAAUUCCACAACUACUAGCCAUAUGCAAAUUAACAAGGUUAGAAACUCCAACGCUUCAGAAAAAGCUUACUGUCUAAAAUGCCAGAGGUUGAUUCUAAAAUCAUGUCUAGAUAAUCAUAAGAAUCAUGAGAUUAUUUGCGAUCUCACAGAUGAUAUGUUACGACAGCCCUCGCGUUUGCUUACUCCACUUACUGAUGACAGUAAUGAGGCACAAUAUUUUUUCUCUGACGACACGUUACUUUGCAUAAAGGGAAUUAUCGAGCAGCUAAGGAUUACAAAAAUUGUUUGUUUAGGAGCACCAAGAUUACAUGAAUAUCUAUUGACAAAGACUAUUACAAAAUCACUGCUGUUGGAUAUUGAUGAAAGAUUCCGGUGGUUUUACGAUGAGUCUAUUUUUUUGCAAUAUAAUAUGUUCAACCAUCACUUUUAUGAAGGUGUAGCUGCUCAAGAUGUACUUAUUUCAUUUUUACAAACUGGCGAACAAAAAGAUCGCGUAUGCCUCUUUACAGAUCCCCCUUUUGGUUGUCGUACGGAACUAUUAGCAAACACCAUUUUAAAAUUAAAUCAGCUUUAUAAUGCAACCAAUUUGUUAGUUCAGCAUGUAUUGCCAGCAUUUUGGGUGUUUCCUUAUUUCAUGGAAGCUUAUAUAAAAAAAGAGAUGCCUUCUAUGGAGAUGUCCGACUAUCAUGUCUCUUACACGAAUCACAAAACGUAUCAUAACGGCAAAAAAAGUUUAAAACAUGGGUCGCCAAUUCGAUUGUUCACGAAUGUCCCGUUAGAAUCUUUUAAAUUACCGUUCAACGAAGGUUAUAAAUUUUGCCUCAAGUGCAAUAAAAGUGUACACAAAACGAAUACGCACUGUGUAAUUUGUAAUAAAUGUGCAUCAAAAAACGGGGCCUCAUAUAUGCAUUGCACCAAAUGCAAUGUUUGUGUCAAACCGAAUUAUAAACAUUGUUAUAAAUGUGGCAGAUGCGCCCAAAAACAUGAGUGCCGUUUCUAUCAAAAUCAAAUAAUAUGUCGUAUCUGUUUAGUCAAAGGGCAUACGGAGUUGUCAUGUAGCUUUUGGAAGCAUUUCAAUAAAUUUAAAAGGCACUAUAAGGGUUGCAUAAUUUGCGGCAAAAAUACUCAUAUAAUACAGAACUGUCUUAAACGUAAGUUGGCUUUGAAAGAAACCUAUUUUCUUGGAAAAUAUAAUAAUAUACUGAACUUACACUAA